Messenger RNA from Arachis stenosperma, 1295 nucleotides. RefSeq lists its product as uncharacterized. The record is from RefSeq and is a predicted model, not a curated record. Bases 152 to 967 code for a protein of 271 amino acids. NCBI's taxonomy places the organism in Eukaryota, Viridiplantae, Streptophyta, Magnoliopsida, Fabales, Fabaceae. The transcript has 9 exons.
CUCAGCAAUGAUCAACAUCAUUUCCCUUCUCUGUUGUUACAACACUGCAGGGAUCCAGGCAAAUUGAGAUCAUUGAGCUGUGAAUUGCAAGAUUUGAUCUUUGAGCCCAGGAUCCUUUGAUCGUUCAUCAGAGUAGAAAUUCUUUUUAAGAAUGGAUGCCGAUCAUGGGAUUGCUGGAGUCAAGUACGAGUGCUUGCUUUUUGAUAUGGAUGACACUCUCUACCCAAUGAGCAUGGGUUUAAAUUUGCAAUGUCGUCAUAACAUAGAAGAUUAUAUGUUGGAGCACUUGCAUAUUGAAGAAAGUGAAGUACCAAAGAUGUGCCUGGAUCUGUACAAGGAAUAUGGGACAACUAUGGCAGGAUUGAAGCUCCUUGGUUAUGAGUUUGACAAUGAUGAGUUUCAUGCUUACGUUCAUGGAAGAUUACCAUAUGAGAAACUGAAGCCUGAUCCAGUGUUAAGGAACCUUCUUCUUUCCAUGCCUCAGCGCAAAAUUAUUUUCACCAAUGCAGAUCAAGCACAUGCAGCUCAAGUUCUCAACAGAUUAGGUUUGGAAGAUUGUUUUGAGGGAAUUAUAUGCUUUGAAACUCUUAAUCCUCCCAAAGAACCUAAGGAUGAUGAUGAUAUGGUCAUAGAGAGUGCAGAAUUUAAUAAUGACAAUAAUUUAAGGGACUCACAUAUCAUAUGCAAACCAUCCCUUGAAGCCUUUGAAGCUGCCAUUAGAAUAGCUAAUGUUGAUCCAAAUAAAACAAUUUUCUUUGAUGACAGUACUAGAAAUAUUGAAACCGGAAAAGCAGCUGGACUUCAAACUGUCAUAGUGGGGCGAUCGGAUUUGGUGCCUGGUGCCGACCAUGUUCUAAGCAGCAUUCACAAUAUCAAAGAAGCAAUACCUGAAAUAUGGGAGGUUGAAGUAGACAACAUAAAGGGAAGGAUCCAGUCUCAAGGACUUGAAGCCAUGGUCCUUGCAUAAAUGUUUUGCUUGGAUCAAAUGUUUUAGUAAAGUUGGUCAAGCAAAUCAAGGGUUUCUAGCUUAGCUCAGAGUUCUGUCCACCUACAUUUACUACAACUUCACCACUGUAAUUGUAUCCACAGAAUGGUGAUCCUUAAAUAGGUUAAUCUUGCAAUUAGCAACUAUGAAAUGGAUAUUGGAAACUAGUAAAUGUAAACCAUGUAAGCAAAAGAUAGGUAAUUACUAUAAAGGUUUGGUACAAGCUUAGUUAUACAAAAUAUGCAUGUAUGUAUGUAUUCUCUUCUAAAUGAAAUUGCAGUGCCUGGUCCCUCAGUUACAUGUUUUUUUU